Molecule: messenger RNA, 2463 nt
Organism: Capronia epimyces CBS 606.96
Lineage: Eukaryota; Fungi; Ascomycota; Eurotiomycetes; Chaetothyriales; Herpotrichiellaceae
Exons: 1
Coding region: 1-2463 (820 amino acids)
Biological process (GO): regulation of DNA-templated transcription; tRNA wobble uridine modification
Cellular component (GO): elongator holoenzyme complex
Molecular function (GO): sequence-specific DNA binding; DNA-binding transcription factor activity; protein binding
Source: RefSeq, a predicted model, not a curated record
AUGCCUGCUGAUAUUGUGCCCGAAUAUCUCAGCGUCGGUGGCAACAGACACAGCGCAGCCGCCGACUGGUCGGCGUCCUCGUCCUCGGGCCUCUUGGCCUUCGGCGCUGACCAGAACGUCGCCAUCUGGGAGCCGUUGCACGAUACUGGCCGCGGAAUCCACGCCUUGCUAUCGGGGCAUUCUUCAAAGGUCACAGCGGUCAAGUUCUUACCAUGCCACCUCGUGACGGGUUCUGCAAGUGGCGACCUCCUGGUGUUCGAGUUCCACGGCCACGGUCCUUCUCAGAGCUGGACUCUGCUGGACAGGGCCAAGGCCCACGAUGGGACGGUCAAUGCCAUCGCCACUUUCGACCGGGGCAACGCCUUCGUGACUGGAGGUGCGGAUGGGAAUCUAAAACUAUGGUGGAUCGGCCAGGAGAAGCUUGAACUAGGCGCAACAAUUCCGCUGACCCCCAGAUUCAUACCCUUGGCUUUGGCUGCCGGUCUCUUUCCUUCUAGCGCUACCGACUCGGCUUUCCUGGUGGUAGGGGGGACUAGGAAUGACAUCCAGGUGUACGGGAUCGAAGGAUUGUCGUCCUCGUCCACUCCUCAAACAAGAGUCAGACUAUGCGCAGCUCUAAGAGGACACGAAGCAUGGGUCAGGUCUCUGGCCUUGACGCCACAUCCAGAGGGUGGCUUCUGGCUGGCAUCUGCAAGUCAGGACAAAUACGUGCGCCUCUGGCGCUUCCAGCCGGGUGACGCCGUGCUCGCACAGAGACCCGUCGGCCCGACCGUUUCAGCAGGCACGGGGGACACAUUGACGGCAAAGGUCCAGACUGUGUCUACUUCUUACUCAAAGUACUCCAUCACCUUCGACGCACUUCUACUCGGCCACGAAGACUGGGUCUACAUGGCUGCAUGGCGUCCCCACGCCUCGAGCCCUCAGCUACUCACGGCCUCAGCGGACGGCUCUCUUUCAAUCUGGGAAGCCGACCCAGCUUCCGGCAUCUGGAUCAGUAUAUCUCGGCUGGGCCAGAUUAGUGGUCAAAAAGGAGCAACGACAGCCACCGGUUCAUCCGGGGGCUUUUGGACCGGACUAUGGAGUCCCGAUGGCGGAAUGGUCACUAGCCUAGGGCGGACCGGCAGUUGGCGCCUGUGGCAGUAUUCCGAACAAACGCAAUUUUGGACACAACGACAUGCCAUUAGUGGGCAUGUCAGUUCUGCCAAUGGAGUCUGUUGGGCGCCAGACGGAGGCUAUCUACUCUCCACCAGCUCGGAUCAGACGACAAGGCUACAUGCGGAGUGGCAAAGAGGCACGAAACGGAGCUGGCAUGAAUUUUCCCGGCCCCAGAUCCAUGGAUACGAUCUCAACUGCGUCGUCAGCACAUCUCCCUACCAGUUCUCGUCCGGAGCAGACGAGAAAUUGCUCCGCGUGUUCAACGAGCCGAAGGAUAUAGCAAAGAUGCUACACCGUCUAUGUCAAAUCCCGCUGCCGCCGGAACAAUCGCAGUUACCGGACACGGCUGCCAUCCCCGUUCUGGGCCUGUCGAACAAGGCGAUGGAUGAUAAUGAGGAUGUUACUCAGAAUGUGACGGCGGAGCAGCUUGAUUCGGACACAACAUCUCACGGAUCGGGGUCGUCGUUACUAGAUAUCCAAGAGCCUCCUACAGAGGACCUUCUGUCCCGACAUACACUGUGGCCGGAGCAUGAAAAGCUGUACGGGCAUGGGUAUGAGAUUUCGGCAGCCGCGACACCGGUUGAUGGGGGUGUUUUGGCUACUGCGUGCAAGGCGAGCUCAAUCGACCACGCCGUGAUCCGGCUCUACGACACGAACGACUGGCAUGAGAUCAAGCCGCCGCUGAGCGCACACUCUCUCACGGUCACUCGGCUCGCGUUUUCUUCUCAUCCACCCGGCCAUUUACUGAGCGUGAGUCGAGAUCGGCAAUGGGCAGUAUUCAGACAAGGAGAAGACGAUGGUGACCCACGGAGCUGGAAGUUGUUGGCAAUCCACCCGAAGGCGCAUGGUCGGAUGAUUCUGGAUGGUGCCUGGCUUGGAAACCGCCACCGGUUGAUGUUUGCAACAGCAGGGAGGGACAAAGUCGUCAAACUGUGGUCGGAACAGUCAGGGCCAGAUGGGGUCGAGUUCACGUGCAAGGUCUCGAUUGCCCGCAAAUCCGCAGUCACGUCCAUUUCUGCCCUGUACGAUGGUGACAACGGCUCAGUCCUGGCGGUCGGCGGGGACGACGGGAGUAUCUCACUUCACCGGGUCUACUGCACCGCUGAUGGGCCCGAAGUCCGGGAAAGCAUCGAGGUGGACCGUCGUUUCUGUCCGUCAAAGGCGGUGCACCAGUUGGCGUGGCGUCCGGUGACGGAGACGGGGACCGGGACCAGAGAACACCAUGGGGAAGGUCAGCUGGCCGUGGCGUCAGAGGACAGCUCAGUGCGGAUAUUGAAGAUCGACUUGAAAUCAGAGCCAAACAAAUGA